This is a messenger RNA of Scutellospora calospora, 1188 nucleotides long. NCBI's taxonomy places the organism in Eukaryota, Fungi, Glomeromycota, Glomeromycetes, Diversisporales, Gigasporaceae. The record is from the annotation of a GenBank genome assembly.
AUGAGAAAGGAAAAAGAAAAUUUACAAUUUGAAUUAGAUAAAACAAAAUCUGAACUUAAAGUUCGUGAAGGAGAAAUAAGAGAAUUAAAUUUUUCUUUACUUGAAUGUGCUCAUGAUUUACAAGCUGCUAAAACUGACCUUUCUGUUACAAUAAGUGAAAGAGAUUCUGCUCUUUAUGAUGUACAAAAACAAUUAAAAGAACGUGAAAAACUUGUACAAAAUCAUACAAAUCAAAUACUUUCUCUAAAACAAGAAUUAGAAACUACUAGAAUGGAUCUUCAUUCAACAAGAGAUGAACUUGAAGCUACUCAAACAAAAUGUAAUGCUGAAAUUGAUGCAACACAAGCAAUGUGUUCUGCUGAACUUGAAGCAACAAAAGCAAAAUGUACUGCAGAAAUAGGUGUUAUAAGGGCAAAAUAUGCUGCUGAACUCCAUGCUACAAAAGAAGAACAUGCUGAUGAAUUAGAGGCAACCAAAGCGCAACUAUCCUUUUUUAAAUCACAACUGGAUUCUACAAAGGCUCAACUUUCCUUUACCAAGUCAAAAUUAGAGUGGGCAAAAGCAGAUUUAUCCUCUAUAAAAUCUUUAUUGGAUACAGCAAAAGCUGAUCUUGCUUCCACGAACAAUAAAUUAAAACGAACAACGGCUGAAUUAGAAGCUGCCAAAGAAGAAGUUGAUGAAUAUAUAGAUAUGAUGGCAUAUAGAGAUGGUCUCACUUCUCUAAUAAUAUCAGUUUAUCAAGAAGAUAUUCGAAAUGAAAAAGAACUUCAAGAAAAAGCUAAAAUAUAUCAACUUGAAACCGAUAAUGCUAAAUUACGGAAACAACUUGAGCAAACUAAAACACAAGCCACAGAAUAUGAAUUGAUGAAAGAAGAAAUAGCGUGUUUACAAGCCCAGGUUGUGACGUUAAUGGCUACACCAAAAUCCCAAGAAAUUACCAGUGAGACCCCUACUUCUACCGCCAACAUAACAACACCACCAGAAUCUCCAUGUAAUUCGCGACCGAGUAGUGACCUCUUUAAUGAAAUGGCUAGUGACUCAAGUAGUAUACAUGAUGGUAUAAUUAGCGGAGGUAUUAAUACGGUGGUUACAACUGUUGCAAAUGGUGAUUGGGUAACAGUUAGGAAACGAGGUAGUAAACGAAGAGGUGCUUCACGAAACCGUGGCGGAAAUCGUGGUGGACGAAGG